Spea bombifrons (plains spadefoot toad) is the source of this 4627-nucleotide messenger RNA. Its product is annotated as CD109 antigen-like. Bases 86 to 4336 code for a protein of 1416 amino acids. The record is from RefSeq and is a predicted model, not a curated record. The transcript is spliced from 33 exons. NCBI's taxonomy places the organism in Eukaryota, Metazoa, Chordata, Amphibia, Anura, Pelobatidae. Gene Ontology annotation, molecular function: endopeptidase inhibitor activity. Gene Ontology annotation, cellular component: extracellular region.
GAAUCCUGUGUUCUUUUCUGAAGUUUGUAGACCAUAAAGCAGCUGAAUAGAUAAACCUCGUUUUGUAAGAAGAGAAAAGGCCAGGAUGCAUUUCCCUGGGCUUCCCUUUGCGAGGCACAUUGUCCUAAUGUUUUUUUUUCUAUAUAUGUCUGAUGCACGUCCAUCAUAUUACAUUUCAACGCCUAGUUACAUUUUUCCUGGUGUCAAUACAACGCUCGCAGUUCACUUAUUUGGAACAAAUUACUCUGAACUGAAUGUGACUGCAGGAAUUAUGGAGAAAAGAAAUGUUUUAGUACAAACCAGCAAUGUCUUCCAUAAUGAUUCUAUUGGAAUGCUUACUAUUCCUGCACUUCCAGCAAAUGCAUCCUCAGUUUUCUAUGACUUGUUUGUGAAUGGAUCAGCCCAAGAUAAAUUGGUUUUCUCCAAACAAAUUGCAUUGCAAAUGCAGAUAAGGAAUGUAUCAGUUUUCAUACAAACAGAUAAGAUUGCCUAUAAACCUGGACAGCCAGUCAAAAUCAGGGUCAUUUCAGUAUACAGUGAUCUGAGGCCAUACAAAGGACACGUAGACCUCACCUUCAUGGAUGCUGAAAAUAAUAUUGUCCAGAAGUGGCUGAACUUGAGCACUGAUCUGGGGGUUGUAUCUACAGAAUUUCUUUUAUCUGGCAGCCCUAUGCUUGGUUCUUGGAGGAUUCAAGCUGCGGUAGACAAAACAGACACCACUGCUUAUUUUACCGUCGACGACCAUGUUUUACCCAGAUUUGACGUUACAAUAAAUGCACCCGCUUCCUACUUAUUAUCAAGCCAACUUAACCUGACUGGUACCGUCACAGCAAAAAACAACUUUGGAAAACCCAUAAAGGGUAAUGUAACAGUGUCACUGAAUCCUAUGUACUAUGUGCCCUCCGGUGACUUUACCAAAACAUAUGUGCUGGAGUCAGGAUCAGCAAAUUUCAGUUUCACAUAUGAAGAAAUUGUAACUUUGUUGAAUUGGGGUGCAAUUAAUAUCACAGCCUCUGUGACAGAAGAACAAACAGGUAUUGUGAUGGGUGCAUCAUCAUAUACAGAAACAACAAACUCUGAGUACAGACUUUUUAUACUUGGUGAUCCACGCGCAAUUUCACCUGGGCUCAAUUUCACGGCAAAGAUGCAGAUUGUUCGAGUAGACAAUACAUCAUUAGCAAAAGAAGAAAGAGAUUCAAAUGUUACAAUAAAAAUUGUACAGUCAACUACUAGUUACUGGUGGUUUCGGUCAAGCAUAGAAGAAGAUAAUUUGAACUCAUCUACACCAGGCUUCAGUUCUGACACUGUAAUUGUGCAACAGUACGCCAUUCCAGAAUCUGGAUUUAUUGUUAUUGAGUUUCCGCUAAUACAGUCUGUGCAACUGAUAAGGAUUGAGGCUCAAUAUCGGAACACCACUAAGAACUGGCUUCUGGACAGAUCUUCUGGAAAAAACAUGUAUGCUCAGAUCAGAGUCUCAAGUGGAAUGAAAAGGGUUGGAGAAGCAUUCCAGGUAGAUGUCAAUACCAGUCCGCAAGUUCAGGACCUAUACUAUGUGGUUAUGGCCAAAGGAAUAAUAGUUGCUGCUGGAAAAAAAACGAAUUCAUCGUUCACACUCACUCCAGAGCAGUCUUGGGCUCCAUCUGCUACCCUCAAGGUGUAUUUCCUUUACAUUAAUAGUGACUAUGGACAGAUAGUGGAAACCUCUAAGACUCUUUACAUCAAAGGAGCAUUUCGGAACAAGGCAUCUUUAUCAUGGAGUAAAAACAAAGCACAGCCUGAAGAAAAUCUUUUCUUGACAGUUAAUGCGGUAGAAUCGCGUUCUCUUGUGGGACUGCGCAUUGUUGAAAAAACAGCUCAAGAAAAUGGAAAUGAUUUAACUGAGAUCAGAGUAGAAAAUGAAAUUACCGCCUAUACUCAGGGUAUUGGUUACAGUAUAAGUGAUUCCAUAAUCAGCCAAAGUGAUAGUCCACUUGAUGAACUGAUACCAUUGGUUAGAGGUGAAGAAGAUUUCAUUCAACCACUUCAGCCUGUCAAGACAUUGUAUCCUGAGACAUGGAUUUGGCUAGAAACCAACAUUAGUUCCACUGCUUCAAGCAGUCUGCAGUUAACUGCACCAAAGACAAAUAGCACUUGGGUGGCCAGCGCUUUUGUUAUUUCUGAAGGACUAGGUUUAGGACUGACAGAACCCACUGAGCUAGAAGUAUUUCAGCCUUUCUUUAUCUUAUUGAACAUGCCCUAUUCAGUAACCAGAGGUGAACAGUUAAUUGUGGAAGUUAUUGUGUUCAACUACUUGGCAGAAAAUCUACAGGUCACUGUUGAACUGGAUGCUAGUAACACAUUUGAAUUUAUUGUGAUAAAUGAUGAUGUCAAUACUCUAGUUGGCCGGAUGAAUGUGACUGUUCCCACUCAAGGCAUGAAUACAGUUCUAUUUCCAAUAAAACCAAGACAACUUGGUCAAAUCUCGAUUACAGUAAGAGCGACUUCAUCUAAAGCUGCAGAUAUUGAAACCAAAACACUAUUUGUAAAGGCUGAAGGAAUUAAGCAGUUCCAUUCUGAGGCCGUUUUAUUCCAGUUGGAUGGCACAGGAAGUUCACCUCAGACUGUAUCAAAGAACUUAUCAUUCACUUUUCCUACUAAUGUGGUACAGGGGAGUGAGGAAGCAUUUGUCACUGUUGUUGGAGAUCUUCUUGGACCAUCAAUAGAAGGUCUUGAGUCUCUGAUCCAGAUGCCAUAUGGCUGUGGGGAGCAAAACAUGAUUAACUUUGCACCAAACAUCUAUGUUCUUCAAUAUUUAAUAGCAACUCUGCAGAUAACGCAAAGUAUUAGAACACAAGCCAUAAGCUUCAUGGAAAUAGGUUAUCAAAAGGAAUUGACUUAUAGGAGAAACGAUGGCUCAUUUAGUGCUUUUGGGAACAAUGAUGCUUCUGGGAGUACAUGGCUUUCAGCUUUUGUGCUUAGAUGUUUUCUUCAAGCUCGGCCAUUCAUUUACAUAAGCCCAGACAUUUUAACCCAAACCGUAGAAUGGUUGGUUCAGUACCAGGAUAUGAACACUGGUGUAUUCUCAGAACCUGGGCGUGUUAUUCAUUCUGAGCUCCAGGGUGGGUUAAAUGGUCCCAUCACUCUUACUGCCUACAUACUUACCUCACUCAUUGAAGAUGAGGGAUAUAGGAAUCAACAUUCAUCUAGAGUGCUUAAAGCAGUGCAAUACCUUGAGAAUGAGUUUGAUAAAGGAAUUUCCAGUAACUACACCCUGUCGGUAGUAGUGUACGCUCUGUCUUUGGCAAAUAGCACUAAAGCAAACACAGCUCUUACUCAGCUCAAUUCGAGAGCAAACACCAUUGGAGGGCUAAAGUACUGGUCUUCUCCCUCUGCACUAACAAGUUACUGGCAGCCUCCGUCAUCAGAUAUCGAGACAGCGGCAUAUGCGCUACUUUCCCACUACAGGCAGAAUCGUAUUUCUGAGGGCAUCCCUAUCAUGAGGUGGCUGAGUCAGCAGAGAAAUCACCUUGGGGGAUAUUCUUCUACCCAGGAUACAGUUAUGGCUCUUCAAGCUUUAGCCCAGUUUAUGUCAGUGGCUUCAACUGGUGAAACUUCUUUAACUGUGACAGUUACAGGUCCAGGUUCAUUUGUACCCAAAAUAUUUCCGAUCGACAGUGCAAAUCUCCUAGUUUUACAGAGUCAACAGAUCAGUGUUUCCCAGCCACUGUCAAUCAGUGUUACUGCAGCUGGCAGAGGACUAGCUAUUUUCCAGUUAAAUAUAGUUUAUAACCAGAGAAUGUCAUCCAAACGUAAGAGUCGUGGACUCAGCUCAGAAGCCUUCACAUUAGAUGUCACAGUAAAUGAAGACAAAAAUAAUAUUCAGCGAUAUUCUGUGGAUGUCUGCACAAGCUAUCAAGGCUCUGGGAAUGAAAGUGGAAUGGCACUUUUAGAUGUUGGAUACCUUAGUGGAUUCACAUUGGAUCCAGAUGGAAUUCCCAUAAGGGGGCCCCUUAAGAUGGUGGAAAAAAGCAAUGACAAAGUUUACCUUUACUAUGAUUCAGUGACAAAAACAAGUCUAUGUGUGUCUGUGCCAAUGGUUCGUGUUGCUAAUGUGGCUGGUUCCAAGGAUGCGGUGGUUAAAAUUGUCGAUUACUAUAACCCAAGAGACACUGCAAUAAGAACUUAUAAUUCUGAGACGAUGAGAAAAAUUUCCACAUGUGACUUUUGUGGAUUGAACUGCACCCUGUGUCAAUCCAAUGUUCGAGUGGUGAAGCCCCAAACAAGCAGUGGUUGUUCUCCAACAUUCCACCUGUUCGGGUUGUUUAUAUUUAGCAUGUAUUUUAUUAUGUGGCAAUGAUUUUUUUUCAAAAUGUUAGUUAUAUUUUUGAGCUAUUAUUGAGCUAUUUUGGAAACUAGUCUAAUAUACAGAAAUAUGUUUCACAGCUUUUAAAAAUCAUUGCAAUUAAAAUUUAGCAUUCAAAAGAGCUGUAUAUACUUUUUAUAUAUUUGGAACAAAAAGAAGCUAUACAUUAUACUUUAAACUGCAAUGUGCCACAGUUCGGGAUCAUGCUUUAAAGCGUCUUUGUGAAUGUUGAAAGUAUGACAAAAAUAUAUUUUUUAUUUCCUAAUAAAUAUAUAUUUCUGAUUA